Molecule: messenger RNA, 1200 nt
Organism: Pollicipes pollicipes
Lineage: Eukaryota; Metazoa; Arthropoda; Thecostraca; Pollicipedomorpha; Pollicipedidae
Product: protein Star
Exons: 7
Coding region: 30-923 (297 amino acids)
Biological process (GO): endoplasmic reticulum to Golgi vesicle-mediated transport; endosomal transport
Cellular component (GO): Golgi apparatus; plasma membrane; endoplasmic reticulum membrane
Source: RefSeq, a predicted model, not a curated record
GGACAGCAGUCAGGCUUAUCAAGGCUACGAUGAGAAGCAUCUGCAAAGGGCUCACGGCUGCCGCCGUCAGCCUCGCCGUUUUAUUCAUCAUCAGCUCCGUGUUUCUGACGCCACGUGACCCGAUGUCCGACCAACUGCCGCUGACCUACGGUGACCUAAUGCGGGCGCCGCUGCGGAUGGCGAUGGACGAGCCGCGCCUGGUUCAGCAUGUCCGGCGGCUGCUCAACGCGCCCUCCUCGCAGCCGUACCGACUGCAGAGGGGCGACCUCAACGACACCUCUCAGGCCGGGCAGCUGGCCUAUCUGCGGCGGCUGGUGGCUGGUAAGAGAGGCGGAACGUUCUUUGAAGCAGGCGCGUACGAUGGGGAAAUUCACAGCAACACUCUCUACUUUGAACGGUUUUUGGACUGGACCGGCGUCCUUGUCGAGGCCGAGGACUGGAACUAUAAGAAUCUGCUGCUGAGGCACAGGAGAGCGGUGACGCUAAACGCUUGUGUCUCCCCGGCUCGGUACCCACAAGAGUUUGGCUUCGAGCAUAAUCCGGGCACACUGGUGUCCUACGUUGAGCCAGAAUUCGAGCGGGCCGACUUAGACAGCCAACUGCGGCUGAAGCAGUGCUUUCCGCUCUACACGAUCCUGUUGGCCUGCGACCUCACCACGCUGGAUCUGCUCACCCUGGACGUGGAGGGGAUCGACUCACUGGUGCUUCACACCAUACCCUGGAACAGGGUCGAUAUCAAGAUCGUGAUGGUGGAGUACGUACAGCCGGGAGUCCAGAACAAUGACGGCAGCUUCAACCCGAUUUACGAACAACCGAUUACAAAUUUAAUGGUUGAAAAUGGUUACCUGCUUGUACAUAGACUGGAGACGGACUUAAUAUUCGUGAAAAAUGGCUCUGAGUAUGCUAGAGCUAUUACAUCAUGAUCCGUUGUUACAGGGCAUUUUUUCCAGUUUAUUUGCUUGUCCUCUCAGGUAAUGGUAGAUUCACACAUUCAAACUCGGAUAUCGGUGGCCAACGUGCAGGGUGUCGCGAAAUGGCUCAAGAGAUGUCGCUAGCUAUCACACAGAUACAAAAUGAGCUAUGGCUCGGAAUAAACCGGCGUUACAACGGCGAUGACUGCCAUCCACACCUGUGUUCGGCCUCAGCAGACGGCCGCCAGUCACAGCAGCAGACGGUGAGUGGUCACUCGCGCUCGGCACG